Molecule: messenger RNA, 1616 nt
Organism: Trifolium pratense (red clover)
Lineage: Eukaryota; Viridiplantae; Streptophyta; Magnoliopsida; Fabales; Fabaceae
Product: F-box protein At1g70590
Exons: 4
Coding region: 147-1148 (333 amino acids)
Molecular function (GO): protein binding
Source: RefSeq, a predicted model, not a curated record
UUCAUCCAAUCUAAUUUAAUGUAAUGAAAUGAAAAUGAAAAUAAUAAGUUGAGAAUCAAAUUACCGACAUAACAUCAUCAAUCUCUCAACUAUUCAUUCAACCACCACUCACUCCUCACCACCACCACCACCACCGCGCUUUUCAGAUGAACAACAACCAAACAUGGCCUUGUACCUCUUCUUCAUCUCCCUUCUCCUCUUUUCCACUCCCAACAAACCUAACCACUUCCGACUAUCCCUCCCGCUCCGUUCGUCUCUGCUCCCGUCUACCUCCCUCUAAACCUCCCGAACAAACCGAUUUCUCCUCCCUCCCUUACGACGUUCUCAACAAAAUCGCAUCCUCCUUCGACCAGCCGAAUCUCCAAUCAGCUUCUCUGGUAUGUCGGUCAUGGUCGGAGGCGUUACGGCCAUUAAGAGAAGCGAUGACGAUGCUUAUGUGGGGGAAACGGUUCAAGCACGGUAAACGAGGUGUUCGUCAGAAUAUAGAGAAAGCGCUUGAUAUGUUUACCAAAGCUGCUGCUCGUGGUUCUACUCUUGCUAUGGUGGAUGCUGGGCUUAUUUAUUGGGAGAGAGGAGAGAAGGUUAAGGCUCUUGAUUUGUAUCUUAUGGCUGCUCAACUUGGAAAUUCUUCUGCUCAGUGUAAUUUGGGAAUUUCGUAUCUUCAAGUUGAACCCCCAAACACUGAGCAAGCUUUAAAAUGGUUGUACAAAGCUUCCAAAGGUGGGAAUAUCCGUGCCCAAUACCAACUCGCUCUCUGUCUUCAUCGAGAUGGUGGGAGCAAAAGCAAUAUAAGAGAAGCUGUUAAGUGGUAUAUGAAAGCAGCAGAAGGCGGGUAUGUGCGUGCUAUGUACAAUAUAUCCUUAUGCUACUCAUUUGGGGAAGGACUGUCACGCAAUCAUCAAGUAGCAAGAAAGUGGAUGAAGCGGGCUGCAGAUCGUGGUCAUAGUAAAGCUCAAUUUGAGCAUGGACUUGCUCUUUAUUCUGAGGGAGACAUGAUCAAGGCUUUGGUUUACUUGGAACUUGCUAGCCGUGCUGGUGAAAAGGGUGCUCCUCAUGUUAAGAAUGUAAUUGUUCAUCGGCUGUCUGCUGCUUCACGCAAUCAUGCCAUGCUUCUAGCUGAUAGUUGGCGUGCUUUGCCAUCAAAUUGAGCUAAAAUCUGUAUGAUCAGCGAGCAAGAAAUCGCAUUACUUUUACCAUGCAUCAUAUAGCCGAAGUCGAGACAGAUUGCCUAAAGCACAAGGACAAAGAAAGCAGGAGUUGACCAAGCAACUGCCUAUGUACACUAAUUCUGACCGUAGUGGUCUGCCUGCAUCUAAUGUCUAACUUAUAGUUCGUGUUCUGUUCGACAAAUACAAUUCAUAGUGUAUCUCUGGAUAUUUUUCCUUAAAAAAAGGCUAGAUGUAUCUCUAGAUAUUUAUAAGAUGAACUGUUGAAAAUUUUCUUCAGAUCACCUUAGAACUGUGCAGAGUAGAAUAUAAGUGGCUUUUUGUUUCUCCUUUUCACAUAUGAUGUACGGAAGAUUGCAACUUCUUUAUGUUACGCAGGGAGUGGUGAUAGGGAAGCAGCAACAUGUUUGACUUCACAAAAGUAUCAAUUGGCACCUACUAUUUUUUAAA